Penicillium crustosum is the source of this 1725-nucleotide messenger RNA. RefSeq names its product Peptidase aspartic catalytic. The transcript is spliced from 6 exons. Lineage: Eukaryota; Fungi; Ascomycota; Eurotiomycetes; Eurotiales; Aspergillaceae. The record is from RefSeq and is a predicted model, not a curated record. Bases 1 to 1725 code for a protein of 574 amino acids.
AUGUCAAGCGUCGGCCCUCGUGAUCCCACCCAGCCAGUAUUUGUUAGUAUCGCCCCUGAGGGUAAUGAUGGACCAUGGAGUAGCUUCAGUGUUCGAGUUGGCAGCCCAGAACAGGACGCUCGAGUCCUCAUCUCUACAGCCGCCCCGGCAACUCUGGUCGUCCUGUCGCAAUAUGGCUGUUCCGAGGCAGUGAUGAAAAAUGUGCCAUCAGAUUGCGCUGUCUCGAGAGGUCUUAUGUUCACCCCGAAUGGGUCAUCGACGUGGGAUCAAUUAGGGACCUUCGAACUCACUGGUGGAGAAUCCGGCUUCGAAGCGAACCUUGGAUAUGUGCAGCCAGCUCUGUUUGGUUUGGAUACGCUUGGGAUCGGUCUUGUCGACGGAUCUGGAGGACAUACGCUCAAAAAUCAGACAGUCGGUGGUUUUGGUACGGCGGAACCCUUCUAUUUAGGGAUCUUCGGUAUUAGCACGCAGCCAUUAAACUUUACCUCAUUGGGGAAUUUCUCUGCCCCUUCAUACAUCACAACGUUGAAAGAGAAUAAUGUUAUCCCCAGCCUGAGUUGGAGUUACACUGCUGGAGCGAUAUACCGGCUGAAGAAGGUCUAUGGCCAACUAAUUUUCUCUGGCUACGACACGUCUCGCUUCACUGAUAAUUCGGUCACUUUCACAAUGGCAGACGAUAUCACGCGUGACCUAGUGGUGGCCCUUCAAGCCAUAACCUACAGCGGAGAGAACACAGAAUCUCUCUUGUCUUCACCGAUUAACAUAUACAUCGACUCCACGGAUCCCAACAUUUGGCUUCCAGACACCGCCGUGGAUGCCUUUGAGUCUGCCUUCGGUCUCACCCUGGACAAUGCCACUGGUCUAUACCUCGUCAACAGCUCCCAUCAGUCUGUACUUCUCGAGACAAACGCACAAGUAUCUUUCCGACUAUCUGAUGUUUUAGAUGGCGGUGACACGGCUACCAUCACUCUUCCAUAUAAUGCAUUUAACCUCCAAGCAGAGUAUCCAUUGGUCGAGAAUUCGAGUUACUACUUCCCCCUCAAGCGUGCCACCAACGAGUCACAAUACACACUCGGCAGGACAUUCCUCCAAGAAGCAUAUCUCUCGGCCGAUUAUGAACGCCGGAUUUUCAACGUCUCGCAGUGUACCUGGAAUGAGGGCGCGGAAGAGAACAUCGUCACUAUUCUUGCGAGCUCAGCCACCAACACCAGCCAAUCUACCCCAACAUCGUCCUCUUCCAGUGACUCCGGUGAUUCUUCGGGCGGUUCUUCUCUCAGCACCGGUGCCAUAGUUGGCAUUGCAAUCGGCGCAGUGACCGCCGUUGUACUGAUCGCCCUGGCUGCGUUUUUCUUCUUUCGCCACCAGAAGCAGGAUGCUGCUAGUGAACCCGAACGAAGCAUUCUUCAGUCGCCCGCGCCUCAAAGUAUCUCAGAAUUUGGCUCUAAGCAGGCGGACGGAAAUGUGUUUGUCAUACCCCCGAUAAUGCAUGGGGAACUCUCGGGUAAUGAUACUCAGAUUUACCAGUUGCAUGCAGACUCUGGUAGGCAUGAGAUAUAUGAGUUGCCAGGUAGGGGAAUACCGCAGCCUGCAGAAUUGUCAGAGCGCGAUGCUGAAUCUCCGGCUGCGUCAGCAAUGUCUCUUGUGUCGCCCGAUGUAUCUUUUCCAUCGCGUGAUGCGUCUUUACCAUCUCCCGAUCAACUACUUCACCAGCACCUUGUUAGUUGA